This is a messenger RNA of Rotaria socialis, 1401 nucleotides long. NCBI's taxonomy places the organism in Eukaryota, Metazoa, Rotifera, Eurotatoria, Philodinida, Philodinidae. The record is from the annotation of a GenBank genome assembly.
AUGUACUCAUCAGCAAAUCAAACUUUAUUAUUGAAUAGUUCGUUAGAUGAUGAUGAAUUAUAUUGUUCCGCAUUAUUUGAUAAUCUAUGUUGGCCUAAAACACGUGCCAACCAGUCAAUUACUAUUUCAUGUUCAUCAUUAGCAUCACAAGGAGUCGAUUCAAGCAAAUUUGUCACUCGACAUUGUCUUUCAAACGGUAAAUGGUCAAAUGUUUCAUAUCAGUCAUGCGUUUAUCCGGACGUUUGGGAUUUAAUGAUGACAUUUUAUAUACCACGGAAUGUUCAACAACGAAAAUCGUAUACAACUAUUCUUCAGGCUGUGCGUAUCAUUGAAUUAGUUGGAUUAUCAGUAUCAUUUAUCAGUGUACUUCUUUCUCUUAUAAUAUUUUUUACUUUGAAAUCACUUUGCUGCAGUCGUACGAAAAUUCAUAUUAAUCUUUUAUUAGCCAUAUUUAUUCAAAUAAUUGCUAGAAUAGUUAAUUAUGGAAUUCAAAUGAAGCAGUCUAAUAGUCCCUCACAAACAGAACCAAUGCAAUGUGGUGUAGAUGAAAGUGUUCGUGGCCGUGAAAUCUCAUCUAUAUUUCAAAGCAUGUGUCCAUUAAUUGUCAUUUUUUUACAAUUCAGUAUAACAUCCAUGUUUAUGUGGAUGUUGUGUGAAGGCAUUCAUCUUAAUAAUGUAUUAACAGUUAGUGUAUUUAAAAAUCAUGUUAAAACAUGUUAUUUUUAUAUACUAGGAUGGAUUGUUCCAUUGUGUAUAACACUCAGUUGGAGUAUUAUUAUGUUUUUUAAAGAGCGUGAUCGGAAAUGUUGGACAAAUUAUAAUUAUCUUAAAUAUUAUUGGAUUAUCGAUGGACCUCGAUAUGCAGUUAUGAUUAUAAAUUUUAUAUUUUUAUUGAAUAUAAUACGUGUUCUUUUGGUUAAAAUUAAAGAAGGCUCACACAAACAAAUACGUGAUGAAAAACAUCGUCGCGGUUCAAUGAAUACAAACUUUGUCAAAAAAGCAGUAAGAGCAGCUAUUUUCCUAUUACCGUUAUUAGGUAUUACACAUAUGCUUGAAACAUUUGUUUCACCAGAUCAUCAAUCAAUAGCUCUGUUUGCUUUGUAUUGCUCGGUGACUUACUUUUUAGUGACAUUCCAAGGCUUUUUCUGUUCCUUACUUUAUUGUUUCUUAAAUACAGAGGUUCGCGACACAGUAUCUCGUCGGCUUGAAACAACACAAUUCUGGACCCAAUGGAAACGGUGGUUAGGAUUAGGAAGUAAAGAUCGAUAUAGAGAUGGUACAAUAAACAACGAGGAUCGAACACGAUUAGAAUUAUUAAUUCCUCAGCCCAAUUUAAGACCUUCAAUUGCAUUUGAAAUGGAUGAUCGUCGAUUAAAGAGUGAUGUCGACACAACUCAAUAG